AUGGCCACAAUCGAGCCGCGCUUGAUACAUCUGCUCAACGAGCCGACGAAAUCGCAAAUCAAUCACACCGAUCUUCCUCCGCUUCAUUCCCUUUCCUUCACGACGACUGCAGAUCGAUCUCUACCUCCACUCGAGCCGCUUGAUACAAAUCAUCGCGGUGACAGACCAGGGCCCGACACGCAAUCUGCUGCUAGCGCAGGUGGCUCAAUACAAAUCUCCAGUGAUGAUGGUGCAUUUGAUCAUCGCAAAGAGGGACCUGGCCAAGAUGGAAGGCUCGCGCCAUCUUCUGGGGCAUUUCCGUUCCGUACAGUCACAAACGAUUCGGAAGUUGCAGAAUUCACCAAUUCGAUAAGCCGGAUUCUAGAUGAUGACCCUGGGGUCAUUGACGACGCUGCAAACAAGAAGCGACACCGCAGUAUCCAUGUCAAAGAUGAUUUUGUACAGCUUCCGCAACCUCUCAAAAAACAAAAGGCCACCCAACAAGUACCGGUUAUGCCACCGAUCAUUAACGGACUUCAUGAACCUCCGCCACACGCUGCUUUGUUCCCACCCAUCUCAUCUGAGUCAUUCCAUAGUAACGAUGGUUCUCAGAUGAAGGCACUGACAGAGAAACUGCCGGAGUUUGCGCAAAUGUGUCAGGAAAUCGAUUUGGAUUUGGCCGCUUACAAGGCACGCAAGCGAACCGCUAAGCCAAGAAGAAAAUGGUCCGAGGAGGAAACAAGCCAUCUCCUGCUGGGUGUCAACCGGCACGGAGUAGGGAAAUGGACAAAUAUCCUCGAGGACGCCGAUUUCACGUUUGAUGGCCGCACGGCCGGAGACCUGAAGGAUCGGUUCAGGACUUGCUGUCCUGACGAGCUUCGUAAAAAAUUACCAUCAUGGUCUAGUCGAGAGAUGCCGGUCAAGGGCAAAACAGACAUUCACUUGGAAAAGAGAUUGAUAGAUGGAGAUGCUGUAUUUGCAAAGGACGUCACUCUGACUCCACAGCAAGACGUCGACACAUCCCCCAAGAGGAAGAAGAGCCGUGCGCAUCGCAAAAAAAUGGAAGAUCUUGUAGAGCUUGGUAUUCAUGGUCCUUUUAAGAAAUCCCGCCGCCGCGAACGACGACUGUUCACUGAGAAAGAUGACACUGAAAUUCUCGAGGGCUUGGAAAUUCAUGGCCCUUCUUGGACCAAGAUUCAGCGGGACCCACGGUUCCAUCUCUCAAGCCGACAACCAACCGAUUUGAGAGAUCGAGUGCGCAACAAGUACGCAGAUGUUUACCAGCGCAUAGAGAAAGGCACUUUCCAGACCAAAGAAACAGGUCGAGGGAACAACCUUAUGGAGCCAUCGGUGAGCAUGUCCAUCGAGAGCUCAUUCAAGGGGGCCAAGGGCACAACACUGGAGCCGCAGACGAACUCAUCAGCGUCACGCGAGGAUCUUCCCAGAUGGCCGGUCCACCAAAGAACUGAUGUAAACGAAAGCGUAGGAGCCGCACAAGCAUUUGAGUUUGGCGAGGCCGCAACGCCUUUCAUGGGUGGUGAGAUGGACAUCUCGCGUCUACUACUUGAUGAUGCUAAGCUCUCGCCAGCGACUUCACGCUUUGGGAUGGAUGGCGUCCCUGAGGUUUCCCCACACGUCAAUGCUCCACAGAAAAGGCACGUUACGGAUGAGACACAGCAGUCAAGAAAAUAG
This is a messenger RNA of Fusarium pseudograminearum CS3096, 1671 nucleotides long. RefSeq lists its product as uncharacterized. Lineage: Eukaryota; Fungi; Ascomycota; Sordariomycetes; Hypocreales; Nectriaceae. Bases 1 to 1671 code for a protein of 556 amino acids. The record is from RefSeq and is a predicted model, not a curated record. The transcript has a single exon.